GAGGGAGGAGGGCGGAGGGACGCGGAGGCAGCGCCGGCCGGAGCUGACCAGCGGCCGCGGGGAGACGGAGCGCGGCUGGCGGACGGCGCAGCGCUGGGCCGGGCCGGCGAUGGGGAUGUGGACGCGCUGCGGCUCCGGACCCCUGGUGAUGCUGCUGCUGCUCGGACUGGGCAGUUCCCGGUCUGUCAGGCUGAGGGAAGGCUGGCAAGUCUACAGCUCAGCCCAGGACCCCGACGGAAGAUGCAUCUGCACUGUGGUGGCUCCGGAGCAGAACCUGUGCUCCAGGGAUGCACGAAGCAAGCAACUGCAACAGCUCCUAGAGAAGGUGCAGAACAUGUCUCAAUCUAUUGAAGUUCUGAAUCUGAGGACCCAGAGGGACUUUCAGUAUGUCUUAAAGAUGGAAACUCAAAUGAAAGGAAUGAAGGGUCAGUUCCGGCAAAUCGAGGAUGACAGGAAGAGUCUGUUGUCAAAACAUUUCCAGGAGCUGAAGGAGAAAAUGCAGGAGCUGCUGCCGCUGAUCCCAGUGCUGGAACAAUACAAAACCGACAGCAAGCUCAUCCUGCAGUUCAAAGAGGAGGUGAAGAAUCUGUCGGCAGUGCUGACUGGGAUCCAGGAAGAAAUUGGGGCUUACGACUAUGAAGAGCUUCAGCAGAGAGUGUUGAACCUGGAGGCCAGGCUCCAUGACUGCGUGAAGAAACUAUCAUGUGGGAAGUUGAUGAAAAUUAGUCUUCCGAUCACAGUGAAGACCUCUGGAACCAGGUUUGGAGCAUGGAUGACUGACCCUCUCGCAGCACAGGAAGAUAACAAGGUGUGGUACAUGGAUGGAUACACAAGCAGCAAAGUGGUGCAGGAAUACCAAUCCAUGGCGGACUUUGUGAGGGGGGAGGAUUUCAAGCUGUACCACCUCCCCUACCCCUGGGCUGGCACCAAUCACCUGGUCUACAAUGGCUCCCUCUACUUCAACAAGUAUCAGAGCAACACCUUGGUCAGGUACAACUUUGAGACAGGUUCAGUACAGGCCCAACGCAGCCUGGAGUAUGCCGGCUUCAAUAACAUCUACCCCUACACCUGGGGGGGGUUCUCUGACAUUGACCUCAUGGCUGACGAGGGAGGGGUCUGGGCUGUCUACGCAACCAACCAGAACGCAGGAAACAUCGUCAUCAGCCAGCUGGACACCCAGACGCUGGAGGUGCGUAGGACCUGGAACACAGGUUACUCCAAGAGGAGCGCGGGAGAGGCGUUCAUGAUUUGCGGCACCCUGUAUGUCACCAACUCCCACCUGACGGGAGCUAAGGUCUACUACGCAUACUCCACCAAGACCUCCAGUUACGAGUACAUCGACAUCCCCUUUCACAACCAGUACUUCCACAUCUCCAUGUUGGAUUACAAUGCCAGAGACCGCACGCUGUAUGCAUGGAACAAUGGCCACCAAGUACUGUUCAACGUCACCUUGUUCCAUGUCAUUCAGACCCAGGGACACAUGGGAUCCCCUGGGGAAGAGUAACUGGGGAAAACUUCCCACUCAAAGUGAAAUUUUCAAACCUUACCUUUCCUGUUGUGAGUCUUUCGUAAAAUAAUGCCAAGGCUUUUAACUAAAUCUGUAUGUAAACAGUGUGACAGUUCCUGUCUCAAUAUGGCUGCGCUACUGGAGAUAAAUUCUUCCAUUUACUGUAGACAACAAAACUGCAGUAAAACUCUGAUAAUCCAGCAUGUUUGAGACUUUGGUGGUACCGGACUUUGGAUGUAACUCCAAGUAAUAUACCAACACACAUUUAAUUCACCUUUUGUCAAUUACAUAGUAGCUUAAUAAAUUUUCCAAUCAACCAGUUGAGGUUAAAGGGAGGGUUGGAAAUGGGACCCCAGGGAGCUCAGAAAACAGGGCCACUGAAGUUUAAAGGGAACACAGUAAAUGGGACCUUGGUGAGUCUAAGGGGAGUGGGAAACAGGACCAUGGUGAAUUUAAAGGGUGUGCAUAAAACAGAGCCCGGUUGAGUUUAAAAGGAGGACAGGAAAUAGGGCCCUGUUGUGUUUAAGGGAAGCAUGGGAAAUAGGGUCCCAGUGUAUUUAAAGGAAGUACAAGAAACUUGGCCCCUGUGCGGUUAAAGGGAGUGUGGGAAACAGCCUGCUGAGUUUAAAGGGAGCAGGGUAAGUGGCGUCUUGGUGAGUCUAAAACAAGUGGGAGGAGCAUGAUCUUUAAAGGGAGAGCAGAAAUCAGCACCUGGUGAACCAGUUGCUGAAGCAUCAUGAUUUCCAAACAACAGAGUAGCUGAUUAUCUGUGUUUUACUGCAGAUGCUUUUGUGAAGUGGACUCUAUGUAAUCUCUUGUCUCUCUGUGUAAUCUUUGGUUCUUUGAUUUUUAAAAAUAAUGUUAGCCUAGAAGUUGGAUUGACCCUUUUGUUGGAGCUUAAAUUCAUUCCCCGAAAGGAUUCAUUAAAUUGGCCAAGUACAUGAUGAAACAGCACUACAACGGAUUACACUUGUAUUGGACACAGUCCAGAAGGAUCCACCUAGGAUGAGAUGGUUGCAAUAUCACGAGCGGCCAAAGAAGUUGGAUCUGUAGAAGUUUAGAAGAAUAAAGGGUGAUCUUCCUGUAAUGUAGAAGAUCCUGAGGGGGCGUGACACUGCAGAUGUUGAGAUGUACCAUAACUUUCAUUGAACAACUUUAUGAAGUUAGAGCACUGUGUACAGUUCUGGUAGCCACACUGUAGGAAGGAUGUGAUUGCACUGGGGAGGGUGCAGAGGAGAUUCACCAGGAUGUUGCCUGGGGUGGAGCAUUUCAGUAUGAGGAGAGAUUGGAUGGGCUGCAUUUGUUUUCCUCAGAGCAGAGGAGGCUGCAGGGAACCUGAUGGAACUGUACAAAAUUAUGAGGGGCACAGAUAGGAUGGAUAGGAGGAAACUUCUCCCCAAGCAGAGGUGUCUAAAAUUAAGUGGUAUAUGUUUAUAGUAAGGAAUGAGAGGUUUAGAGGAAAUUUUUCCCCCAGAGGGGGGUUGGAAUCUGGAACAUACUGCCUGACAGGGUGGUGAGGGCAGAGACUCUCAGAACAUUUAAGAAGUAUCUAGACAAGAACUUGCGUGACCAAGACGUAGUAGGUUAUGGACUACGUGCUGGUUAAUAGCAUUAGUAUGGAUGGGUACAAUGGUUGUCACAGACUCAAUGAGCCAAAGGCCCUAUCUCUGGGCUGUUUGACUCCAUGAUCCUAGGAUUACAGGAUACACCCAACAACACAAAUGGAUGCCAGCAGAGAGGAAUCAAACAUAACCAGUGCCAGGAUACAUCGGCCUUGUUGAGAAGUGCCUGUUCUAAGUUCCCAAUAGGUGAGAUCAGACUCGGGGAUAGAAACAGAAAUUAAGAGCAGCCAUUCAUCCCAUCGAGUCUGCUCCAUAAUUCAAUAUCAUCAUGGCUGAUCAUGCAAAUUCAGUCCCAUUUCAGCUUUCUCGCCACAUCCGUGAUCACUCCAGCCCUGAGGAAAUGUAUAACUCUUUCUUCAAUAGAUUUAAUGAUUAAAUCGUUAAUACUGUCUAAUCUGAGCAAAAUUGGUUUUAUGUACAGUUUACUCCUGAAAAGCAAGGCACUAAUGGAUCCAAUUUCUAGGUGUACACAUGUUUUUCUUUAUCUAAACCAAUGUUUUUAUAACUCAUUUAAGUAAGAACUGGAUGUCACAAAUGUUUUUAAAUUUUUCUCCUUGUGUUUUGCCUUUUUCAGACAGGACUCAGUAUGGUCAAAUGUUCCUGGUCAAAUUCCAGCAAUGUCUGCGGGCAAAGUGCAAAAAACUUAUCUUGUAGACCACUUGUAGAAUAUUCUCAUUCUUAAAUUGAUUGUCAUUUCAUUGCAUUGUUCUGUCAACACUCAUUCAA
Pristis pectinata (smalltooth sawfish) is the source of this 3855-nucleotide messenger RNA. It is a transcript of the gene olfm3a, whose product is annotated as olfactomedin 3a. The transcript is spliced from 6 exons. The record is from RefSeq and is a predicted model, not a curated record. Lineage: Eukaryota; Metazoa; Chordata; Chondrichthyes; Rhinopristiformes; Pristidae. The coding region runs from base 110 to 1504 and encodes 464 amino acids. Gene Ontology annotation, biological process: signal transduction.